Molecule: messenger RNA, 1183 nt
Organism: Amoebophrya sp. A25
Lineage: Eukaryota; Dinophyceae; Syndiniales; Amoebophryaceae
Source: the annotation of a GenBank genome assembly
CUCGAUGGCGUGCUCUCACGAAGUAAAAAGUUUUCCAUGUGGUGAUCUUGCACUUGCUUGUGGAUGCAUUAUACAGGAAGUCAACUACUGAUCAACAAGAAACCCGUUGUAUCCUCUACAACAACUUCCAACAGACAUCUAUCUUCAAUAUCAUUGGCAUUAUCAGAGAGCAGCAUCAAAGUAACUCUAUCUCUAUAAGUAAUACAAGUCCAACUUCUCUAACUACUUACUUCUCCAUCGAGGACAUCAACAGACAAAAAAAUAGAAAAGUCAUGCCUUCGUUUUCUGAAUUGUGCGAAAAGCUGCCCGCUCUCAAGGACUUAGACGGCAUGGAGGAAAGGUAUUCUGAGUUGCCAGGACAUGCACGUGGAGUGGUGGCCGAAUACGUCGACUUGGAAAUUGAGAAAAAGAAGAAGGAUGGAUACUUAUGGCGAAGGCUUAGUGUCUUGUUCUCUUCCGAGUCUCUCCUUCUAGAGCACUAGGAGUAUCUACGCAAUAAUAAUAGUUCAUUGAUUAUGGUGUAACCACGUACUAUCUACUAAGUAAAUAGUGUAGAAGUAAGUAGUAGUAAUAGGUGGUAAUAGGUUGUACGUACAGUAAAAGUAAAAAUUGAUGAACCCAUUCAGGUGGACGUUUUUGAGGUGGAAAAGAAUGAUUCAUAAUUAUGAUCUUGAUCAACAAGAUAUGAGAUGAAAAAGAUAAUUGUCCUCUAAACAAUGACGAAAUGAAGGCGAAGGAGAGGAUGCAAAAGAUGCUUGCGAUGCUCGAGCGUCGGAAAGAUGAGGACAUGGAGAGUUGUGUCGUCUUGUGAUUUUACCCUUGCUUGACAUGAUUCGCUAAAGUCUACUAAGUUACCUCAAGUAGAGCAAAAAGUUAUUACUCUGAUAUCUACCACCAGUGCUGCCACGACUAAGAUGAACAUGGAAUCACAGAUUUGUUGUUGAAGAGCAAGGUGCAGAUUCAUCAACAAGGAGAGGACUCUCUUCCUGAUGCACUAUCCUAAAAAUUUGUGGUCGUGGCCGCGGUCCUCACCCAGAAGAUGUUAAUGAAGAAUAUGUUGUGAUACAAUCCCCGACUACCCCAAAAAGCUUUGCGUGCGACUUGAAACCUUCAAUCCCAUCCCGAUCCCGCUGUCAUCAUUUUGAAAAAAACCUAUCAGAAGUUGCCACGACGUGUGAAACAU